UCGGACCAGAGUAAAAGUGCUGCCGGGACACCACAGGGACAAAAGGACUCGGAACUCGGGAGAGAAGGUCGCAAAAUCAGGGUCGGGGAUGAAACGUCGUGCGGAGAGGCCCAGAGGUCGGGGCAGAGCGGGGACCCGCGGGUCGACCUGCAGGGCUCAGAGCUCUGGAACCGCUUCUAUGAGAUCGGCACUGAGAUGAUCAUCACCAAAGCUGGCAGGAGAAUGUUCCCGUCGGUACGGGUCAAGGUGCGAAACCUCGACCCCUGUCAGCAAUACUACAUCGCCAUGGACGUGAUGCCCGUGGACUCUAAACGCUACAGGUACGUCUAUCACAGCUCGCAGUGGAUGGUGGCGGGAAACACGGACCACUCGUGCAUCUCCCCGCGCCUCUACGUGCACCCGGACUCGCCGUGCGCGGGAGAGACAUGGAUGCGUCAGGUGAUCAGCUUCGACCGCGUGAAACUGACGAACAACGAGAUGGACGACAAGGGACACGUCAUUCUUCAGUCCAUGCACAAGUACAAGCCCCGUGUGCACGUGAUACGACACGACCCGCGCGCAGACCUGUCCCAGAUGCAGACGCUACCUGCCGAGGGGGUGCACAGCUUCUCCUUCCCCGAGACCGAGUUCACCACGGUGACGGCCUAUCAGAACCAACAGAUAACUAAGUUGAAGAUCGACAGGAACCCGUUCGCCAAGGGCUUCAGAGAUCCAGGGAGGAACAGGGGGGUGUUAGACGGACUGUUGGAGUCCUAUCCUUGGAGAGGUCCUCUGAAUUUGGACUUUAAACCUUUUACACUUCAGCUCCACGGAAGUCCCCAUUCCCUGGGCACCAGCGGCUCCUCUCUGAAGUCCCUCCUCCCCCUCUCCCCCCCUCCGUCUCACCCCUUCUGCCUCUCCUCGCUGGGCCACCAGGACGCCGGUCUGCACGCGCUCAGUCUGCCCCUCUACGGGAAGAGCUCCGGCGGGCCCCUCCUCCUCCCCCCGCUGGCCGGCCGAGGCUUCUCCUCCCUGGGCCCCGACCGGCUGAGGGCCCUCCCCCACUUCUCCCCGCUGGCCGACCUCUCGUUCCUCUCGGCCCUGCAGGCCAAGAAGGCCGCCCACUGUAAGGACCCCUAUCUCCAGGGGCCCCCCCCCGGGACCUCCUCCUGUCUCGUUCCUCUGCAGGGCCCCUUCGGCCCCCGGGGGCCCGGGUCCGCCUCGCUCGCCCCCCACCUCGGGGACCCCCCCGGGCCCUACUGUGUGUACCGCUACAGCCUCCCCCUCGGGCCGCACUUCGCCGCGCUGUCCUGCCACGGCGUGCUGGCCCAGGACGCCGCCGACCGUCUGCUGCGACGGUCGCCAUGGCUACCGGCGGCCGCCAACCAGUGCCUCUGACGGGUCGAGGCCGCAGCAGUGACCCGGCCGUGCCACGCA
Molecule: messenger RNA, 1416 nt
Organism: Gadus chalcogrammus (walleye pollock)
Lineage: Eukaryota; Metazoa; Chordata; Actinopteri; Gadiformes; Gadidae
Gene: tbx22
Product: T-box transcription factor 22
Exons: 7
Coding region: 196-1377 (393 amino acids)
Biological process (GO): positive regulation of DNA-templated transcription; regulation of transcription by RNA polymerase II; cell fate specification
Cellular component (GO): nucleus
Molecular function (GO): DNA-binding transcription factor activity, RNA polymerase II-specific; RNA polymerase II cis-regulatory region sequence-specific DNA binding
Source: RefSeq, a predicted model, not a curated record